AAUGAGCCAUCGCUGCUCCGCUGCCUCCGCGGAUGGAUGCGUGCACGGGAUAUAACGGGACAGAGAGGGCCACUCUGUUAUGGAGGAAUAAGCGACUGAAAACACCAAACAGCUGCUCUUUUGCUUCAUGUCGAACGGGUUUUACAGAGGGGCAGUAUUGACUAUCAUUUAACCUCUCGUUUGAAUCGAUUUUUCAUUGUAGCGCCGUUCUUCUUGCUGCGCCUAUGGGCUCGGCGGGCGCAUCUCUGGCUCAGCGACGCACGUAGGGCCAGCUCCGGACCGCCUUUAGCUCCUCUUUUUCUGCUGCUGCGACGUUGGGAAAACGUGAUCGAGAGGCGGACAACGGCGUGCUUAUCAUGGAUUAAUGCUCGAGUGAAUUUUCACGUGAAAGGUUCCCGAUGUUGAACAUGUCCACGCCCAAUGAGCUGAAGUCUCCCUGCGUGACUCGCAAUGGAAUGGUGAAGUUGCCGCCGAGCCAGCCCAAUGGUCUGGGCAGUGCAAGUAUCACCAAGGGGACGCCUGCUGCUAAGAACCGCCUUUGCCAGUCCUCCUCAGUCCCCUCUAUCCUGUCUCCUCCUUCCUCCCUUUCCUACCAUCAUCAUCACCACCACCAUCUGGAUGGCACUGGCAUGCCUCACACUGCAGCCCCUCUCUUGGCUUCUGACCUGGAGCCUGGAAAACCUCUGGUGGGCCUGAAGCCGUCUCUUCGUCAGCUUCCCCCUCUCACUCUGCCCAAACCCCUGCUGCUGGAGCGUCAGCUUGUCCUCGAUGAGAAGCUUCUCAGCCGAUUAUUCUGGUAUUUCACCACAGUUGAAAAAUGUGUGCUGGCACAAGUAUGCAAAGCAUGGCGCAAAGUGCUGUACCAGCCGAAGUUCUGGGAGAGUGUGACUCCCAUCUUGCACGCCAAGGAGCUAUAUACCCUACUGCCCAGUGGGGAUAAGGAGUUUAUCAGUCUCCAGGCCUUCGCUCUGCGAGGCUUCCAGUCUUUCUGCUUAGUAGGUGUGUCAGACCUUGACAUUUGUGAGUUCAUUGACAACUACCCGCUGUCCAAAAAGGGCGUCCGGUCAGUCAGCCUCAAGAGAUCUACCAUCACAGAUGCUGGCUUGGAGGUCAUGCUGGAGCAAAUGCAAGGUCUGAUGCACCUGGAACUGUCCGGCUGCAAUGACUUCACAGAAGCGGGUCUGUGGUCCAGUCUCAACGCACGACUAACUUCUCUUAGCGUCAGUGACUGCAUCAAUGUGGCAGAUGAUGCCAUCGCUGCUAUCUCACAGCUCCUGCCAAACCUGUCAGAGUUGAGCCUUCAGGCCUACCACGUCACUGACACGGCCAUGGCAUACUUCACAGCCAAACAGGGCUACACCACCCACACUCUCCGGCUCCACUCCUGCUGGGAGAUCACCAAUCACGGCGUGGUAAACAUGGUUCACAGCCUCCCCAACCUGACUGCUCUCAGCCUCUCUGGCUGCUCCAAGAUCACAGAUGACGGUGUGGAGCUGGUUGCUGAGAAUUUACGGAAAUUACGAAGCCUGGAUUUGUCCUGGUGUCCUCGGAUAACUGACAUGGCCUUGGAGUACAUCGCCUGUGAUCUGCAUAAGCUGGAGGAGCUGGUAUUGGACAGGUGUGUGCGGAUCACAGACACAGGGUUGGGCUACUUGUCCACAAUGUCGUCACUAAGAAGCCUUUAUCUGCGCUGGUGCUGUCAGGUUCAGGAUUUUGGACUGCAGCAUUUGUUUGGAAUGAGAAGUCUCCGUCUCCUCUCCCUCGCAGGGUGUCCACUGCUGACAACCACGGGCCUGUCCGGCCUCAUCCAGCUGCACGAGCUGGAGGAGCUGGAGCUGACCAACUGUCCCGGAGCCACGGCCGAGCUCUUCAAGUACUACUCCCAGCACCUGCCCCACUGCAUGGUCAUCGAAUAGACCGCCACGCCCCCACCGACAUGCUCCACGACACUCGUCCUCCUAACCCGCUGUCACUCUUUUCUUAAAUUCUACCCAGGUUAUUGAAUUGUUCCAACACUGUUGCAUCACCUGACCCCAUAGACUAACUGUCUUCCUCCACAGCCCCCUGAAUAGGACAGCCCUCAGGCAGACAGAGGCCAGAAGGCAGAUGAUGGCACAUGCCAACCCCAGAGGAUCAUGGGAUGACGUCUGAGCUUAAUUUAAGAGGAUGCAGAGGUGAAGAGUUUGGCGUGACAUCUUUUCUUACAGCAAGUUUAAUUUUCAAAAUCAACAAUGGGUUUUCACCAACAGAAGAGAGACUCUUUAAAGACUUUGAUGUAUUUUUUGACGGAGAGGAUUUAGAAGGGAGAGGUGUGCAGAUCCAGGUGCAGCAUAGGCGAAACAGGAAGCGUUAGGAUGAUGAUUUCUGUAUUUUAGCUGUUGUUAAUUAACUGCACUUGUGCUCAUAAAGAUACUUUGUGUGGAAAGUGAAGCAAAUCUAACCUGAGAGCAUGAGUAGUGACACUUGGGACUCCCUUCCAUUAUACUGUGUAAUAUAACUGCUGUGUCAUGGUUUCUCUCGACGUGUCAAUGGUGGAGUUUUCUCUUUUUAGAGGGAAACACCAUGUGCCAGGAUUCAGCUGGAAUCAGACAGAACUAAAGAUGCUGUAGAUGCAGUUCAAGGGAUGAAUGACAGGGAUGGAAAAGCUCUCUUUUUUUCUCCUUUCUUCUGUGUGUGUGAAGUAAACUUCAUGGACUCAUAUUUUUGGAAUACCGCCACUUUUUCCCACCUUCACCGCCUUUUUUGUGUCUUAUCCGACAAAAAAAGACAGAUAAAGAAGCAGGAGAAGGAAACCUAAACAAGGAAAUGUUUACAAUGGCUUUUUGACAGUUGCACGUUUGACUUGCUUUGAUUACUGUUAUGGUUUGUGGGAUCUUCAGUUUAUGGACACAUUUAAUUUACAUACAUGUAACUGAACUUCUUGUAAAUGACGAUGUGGAUUAAAGGGUUGUUGAGACAUGAUUCAGCCAACGACACAGAAGGCAUGCUGCAACGCUGCAGAGCGUCCUCUGUGGAAACCAUCUCUAAAGUGGUGACUCCUAGAGUCACAUGACACAUUAAAUCCAAACAUGUGCUGUGGGACUGUCCGUCAUGUCCUUAUAUCACUGAUAGCUGACAGUUACUUUUUAGCUGGAAAGGUGUUUUUUUUGCUAAAAAUAACUCCAGUGAGCGGAGGGAGCUUGGUUGGUUUAGGGUGUCUAGUUCAGGACAUCUUGUUUGGGAAUAUUUCCAACUUUUGGGUGAUGAUGAAUUUUAAUGUGUGUGACUCUGAAGCUUUGUUUUGAGAUGCAAAGCCAAAUUACUUAAAAGAUGUGCAUUAAGUACCCGACAAGAGAACAACUCCUCAUAUCUACUAAAGAAGCUCUUGUAAUAUGGCAAUUUCAUUUAAGAAAAAAGUAUGUUUAUGGGAAUUUUACACAUUUUCCACUACUAUCCCACAGUCUUAAGUUGGAUUAGUUAGAAAUCAUGUUGAAAAAUGAGUUGGCAUUUGAAACAGCGUAUUUGCAGCUCCGGCCAUUGUUCUUACCAUUCUUGCCAAUAACAUUCAACUUAACCAGUUUCUGCAAACGCCCCUGCCUUCUAUCAUAAAUCAGAGCAGACGGAUUAUUCACUGACGUCUGAACUACCCAUUUUUUGGGCAGAAAAGCUCAAUGACGGUGUCACCAAACUCAAUAAGUCAGAGGUUUAGGAUUAUCGAGGACUGAAAUAUUAGCUAUGCUCAUCUAUGCAUCCAACAUGCAUGUUGGUCAAGCGUCUGCCUCAAGGUCGGAAGGAAACAUAGUAAAGUUUACCAUAAAUAAUAUUUGAAGUAAGUUCUUGUAUUCUUCUGGAUAAAAUGUGUUGAGCAACUGUCCUUUCUGCCUUGUGCAUCCUCUGAGGUGCUGACUGCCAACUUCAGGAACUGGAUCAGUGUCAGCCAGUAUUCAGUUGUGCCAAAUGCAUCAGCAGCCGUGCAUAAAUGUGCAUAAAUGUGCAUAAAUGUGUCCAGUGACUGGCUGGUUGCUCAGCGCAGUGAAGAGACAGAGUGCUGUAUGGACGAAGCAGACCAUGCAUGUUUUUACUUGGUUUCAGGUUGGGUCUUUUUCAGGGCAGUUCAGCAUAACUUUAGUGUACAGAAGUGUAUUUAUUUAUACAUUAAUUUAUUUAUUUAUUUGAAUUUGUUUCUGUCACAUUUUUGGAAUUUAUCUGUCUGUGAUUUCGUUUAGUUUGGAAAUUUACUUCAAUUCUGGGAUGAAAAAAGCAUAUUAAAUUAUUAUCACAUUAUUAUUGUUAUUACUCCCCUAAGAUCUUCUAAUGAAUAUAUUCCUGAUGACGAUUAAUAUCAUUCAACAUUUAUAAACUUUCACAAUGCAUAAAAGCAUAUUUUCCUCUGUGCAAUCCUGUGUCAACUUUGUCUCGCCGUCUGUUCCCCUGAUGAGCAGCAGCUCAGCUGGAGCUGUUGACCGCCACAUCCCGAGUGUAUGAUGAGAGCAUAACUGUCACGGAUACCCAAAAGCAGCACAGGCAGGCAGGAUAUCAGGCAGUAAUGACCUUUAUUAUUCACUGCAGGCUUUAACAGUUUAUUCAGUGGCAGGGGGAAAAGUCUUGGCUCACAGUGAGCCUGGUGUCGCUGAUUGAAGGCAAAGCCAACAACAGGUCCAGUGGUGAGCUGUGUAGCCGCAGAGCCAGCAGGUGUGUAACCAGGAGGGAAUAGGUAAAACCUGUGGUGGAAGACAGAAGGCUGAGGUAAUUUCCAGGGCAGAGACGAGACAGGCGGGUCGGGGCCAGGCGAGGUCGUCAACAGGUGAUCAGUCUGGAGAAAACCGCUGGAAACUCAGGCAUGACACAAGAACAACCUGGCAUUGAAGCGACAACAGGAGCAGCGUAAAUGCAGCCAGGGCUGUCCCAGGUGUGGAGGCGGGGCCUGAUGGGCAGGGGUGGCCUGAUGGGCAGUCGGGCCUGAUGGGCAGGCGUGGCCUGAUGGGCAGGCGUGGCUAACAGGUAGAGGGGAGUGAAACAAGCAGACUGGACAAUAACACACCCGAGCUCAACCCCCGUUAUGGCCGAGCAAUGUUUACGCUCUCCAAAAGUGUGAUGAAGGGCAAAUUAUUGUAGAGUUCUGUGGAAGCUCAUAACUGACAGAACUAUUGAGCCUAACGUGAAUGUAAAAGAGAUGGCACCAGCAGGAGCUGUCUGUUGGUCUGCACAGCUCAAAGGUUCGUUGAGUGUUACAGAAUCAUGCUUUUUUGGCCAAGUCAGGUCAGACAAGACAUGGAAUUUGACUCGGUUAUUUUCACUCACUUUACAGUAAAUAGGCAAUAGACAAAUGGCAGCCCUUAUUAACAUAUCUACAACUUUUAAAAAGUGAAAGGUGCAGCAGUAAGAGGUAGACAUGUAGGCAGUGAUGUGACCCAUGAAAAGAAAAGAUCGUACCAUUUAGAAUUUACCACUCAUUUGAACGGGAAGAUAUGUCCAAACUUUUGACACGUCUAUAUAAACUUUAUAUGUAAGGCUUGAUAUGAUUUCUAACCAGAGCUAUUUUUUAGUGUGUGACCAACUUCUGAGUUCAACACAAGCUGGUUUUGGCAGAUACGAUUCUGUCUAAGGUUGAAAGAAUUGAAGAUAUUAAAAAAAAAAACACACAUGAAAUGUGACUUUUUUUGUUUUAGCUAAGUUGGCAGUUUUUUCAUCCAUAGCUGCUCUUUCCUGUAUAUGGGGGUCUCCUGCAGACUAUCCUAAGUGUCUUUUACAGGGUUGCCCUCUGGAUGGUCUUCAACCCUGGUCCUCGGGACCCCUGUCCUGCAUAUUUGAGAUAUUUUC
Messenger RNA from Cololabis saira (Pacific saury), 5799 nucleotides. It is a transcript of the gene fbxl16, whose product is annotated as F-box and leucine-rich repeat protein 16. NCBI's taxonomy places the organism in Eukaryota, Metazoa, Chordata, Actinopteri, Beloniformes, Belonidae. Gene Ontology annotation, cellular component: SCF ubiquitin ligase complex. Gene Ontology annotation, biological process: SCF-dependent proteasomal ubiquitin-dependent protein catabolic process. The transcript has 7 exons. The record is from RefSeq and is a predicted model, not a curated record. Gene Ontology annotation, molecular function: protein binding. The coding region runs from base 399 to 1916 and encodes 505 amino acids.